Messenger RNA from Tilletiopsis washingtonensis, 255 nucleotides. RefSeq lists its product as hypothetical. The transcript has 4 exons. The record is from RefSeq and is a predicted model, not a curated record. NCBI's taxonomy places the organism in Eukaryota, Fungi, Basidiomycota, Exobasidiomycetes, Entylomatales. Bases 5 to 202 code for a protein of 65 amino acids.
CACCAUGGCCGACCAGCAGAACAACCCCAACCCCGCCCAGGGCGGCGCCUACCAGCAGGACGGUCUCGACAAGGGCAUCGACGCCGUGCUGAAGAAGACUGGCCACGGCCAGAGCGAGAGCACGACCGAGAAGAUCUCGGACGGCUUCCGCUCCGUCUUCAAGAAGGCCACCGGCAAGGAUGUCCCGAUCAAGGACAAGUGAUUGCCUCGCCGCGCUCGAGUCCCGUGCUGGCAUACCCCACACACCACACUGGC